Nematolebias whitei (Rio pearlfish) is the source of this 2167-nucleotide messenger RNA. RefSeq names its product transmembrane 4 L six family member 21a (gene tm4sf21a). Gene Ontology annotation, cellular component: membrane. The transcript is spliced from 5 exons. The record is from RefSeq and is a predicted model, not a curated record. Bases 86 to 661 code for a protein of 191 amino acids. NCBI's taxonomy places the organism in Eukaryota, Metazoa, Chordata, Actinopteri, Cyprinodontiformes, Rivulidae.
AUCAGUUCAUCCAGAUUGAGACGAGUCUCUCUCAGAGGACAGAAACUUCUCUGGGUUUUGUUUCCCCCCACAGCAGCUGGUCAACAUGUGUACUGGGAAAUGUUCCCUCUGCAUUGCUGUAACUUUGUACCCGCUGGCGAUCAUAUCCAUCAUCUGCAACAUCGUGCUGUUCUUUCCUGGCGGAGAGGUUAAAUACGCCAAAGAUGGACACAUUACGGAGGAGGUGAAAUACAUGGGGGGUCUCAUUGGAGGGGGUGUAAUGGUGUUGAUUCCUGCUCUUCACAUUCACCUGACAGGAAAACAAGGCUGCUGUGGAAACCGCUGUGGGAUGUUCCUGUCCAUUGCCUUUGCUGCUGUGGGCGUGCUCGGCGCUCUGUACAGCUUCGUCGUGGCCGUGCUCGGUCUGCAGAACGGGCCCCUCUGUAAGAUUUUGUUGAUCUGGACAACGCCUUUUAAAGACAGGGAAAACAAUUACCUGACUGAUAAUUCAAUGUGGGGCUUUUGCACGGAGCCUAAAGACAUCGUCCAGUUCCACGUGGGGCUGUUCGGCACGCUGCUGGCGACCAGCUGCCUUCAGCUGAUCCUCUGUGCAGCUCAGGUGAUCAACGGGCUCUUCGGCUGCCUCUGUGGAACCUGCAACAAGAGACCGACUGUCAUUUAAAUAAAACCAGCUGUUGGGAUCAUAAAGAAAGGCCUCCAAGCUGCAUGAAAUGUUUCCUUAUAUAUUUUUUCCAUUGUGUUUGUUUGUUUUUUACACAAUUUGUGUGUUGUUUUUUUUACACCCUGCUCUAAUCAACACCAAAAUCUUAAAUACAAGCAGUAUUUUGUACAAUUAUUUUAACUAAUAAAUUGCAUCGAUCUUAAAUCAGUAGUUCAAACUUUUUGGAAGUGAGGCAGUUUAAAAAAAAAGUAUGAACCAUGAGCAUCUUACCUGUUGCAGACAGCCUUGGUUUUGAGAAAUAGUUUUAUUCUGAUUGGAUUGAUGAGCUAAAGGCUAGUCUGAGCAGGGAAAAACACCAGAGUGGUUUGUUGCUGUCUUCAAACAACUUUAACCACAAAUAUUUUAUUUAUUUUUAUAAAUACUUACAGACUAUAUACAUUUCAUAAUUAUUCCACAUAAAUAAGCAUGUAUUGUGAAAAGACAACAGCAUUAAAUGCCAUUUAUAUGAACUGAAGUGACAAUUUUGAGGCUGAAGUUUGGUAAUGGUGGACCAGCCAUAAGCUCCUCAAUCAGGUUAUUUUUAAACUCUUUAAACAAUUUUCCAAACUGAGGAUGUUCGAAGAGUUAUCCGCAACAGGUAAGAUACUGUUUAUGACCUUUCUACAGAGGUUUAUGUAAAAAAAAAUAAAAUAAAUUAAGCUGAUUUAUUAAACCUUAAAAACAAGCAUGAAGCAGAAAAGCUGCAACAGUUUUGUUUUGUAGCGUACAGACAGUAUAUUAGAAGAUAUAAUUAUUUUCCUGUGCAAUGUUUAUUUCAAGAAGCCCAAAUUAUGUUCAUGAGCAGAAUUAACAUUUAAAUUUGAAAUUCGAGUGCCAUCUUAUAGAUAAGACGUCCUCGUUAGGAGUUACAGGAUCAUCACGUUCAUCUUAUGUUCGUUUUAGGUCACUUUGAUCAGUUUUUCAGAUGAUUGGUCAAAAAUUCAAGGCAGCUUAUUUAAAAUGUGACAAGCUGAUCAUGUUUUUCAGUUCUGUAAAUUCAGAGUGAUUUUGAUCCUUAAACCCAGUAUGACCAGUCCCAUUUAUGGGAAUAACUUAAUUUAGUUUGUGGUUUACUCUUGUAUAUGCUGAAUAUCUUUUAUUUUUGAUAUGCAGAAUUAAAAACUGAAUAAAAAGUGAGAAUUUUUUUUCUAAAAAGGCAAAAAAGAGCAAAUUCAAGACAGUCACUGAUAACAUCAUUAUUAUAACCAGUUUAUAUUUAAAUUGUAAGCAAAACAAAUCACGAAAUAUCCAAAGUAUCUGUAUUUCCUAUCAAUAAUUGAAUAAAAACUGCUAAAUAAACUGAUGAUGUGAACACAAAGUAAGGUAGUUGACAGCUUGUUUGUUAUUUGUUUCAUAAAAAUAAAAACUUCAGAAAACGAGAAGAGGCAAAAACCCUCGACUGUGUGAAGAACAUCACUGUCUGCACGAGGUCUUCCUGCUGUUACAGGAAGAAGAUUCAUCGUGAGA